AUGGUGGGUGGAUUAAUGCUCUCUCCAGAUAUGGAUGCUGCUCAAGAUCAAUAUGAUGGUAGUCGUUCAGAAAGUGUUCUCUCAGCAAACAAUGGGGUUUCAUUUAGUGUUUCUGGGCUCCAGUUGAAGGAUCAGCUCUCUAAUGGAAAUGACUCUGCUCCCAAGGCGAGAAAACCAUACACAAUCACAAAACAAAGAGAGAGAUGGACAGAGGAAGAGCAUAAGAAAUUCCUUGAAGCUUUAAAGCUGUAUGGUCGAGCCUGGCGAAAGAUAGAAGAGCAUGUUGGCACCAAGACUGCAGUUCAGAUUCGAAGUCAUGCUCAAAAGUUCUUUUCUAAGGUUGCUCGUGACUCGAAUGGCAGCAACGUAAUCUCAGAAGAGCCCAUUGACAUCCCUCCUCCUCGACCAAAACGGAAGCCAAUGCGUCCUUAUCCCCGAAAACUUGUACACCCUGUUAAUAAAGAGACCUUUAUUGUAGAGCGGCCAACAAGGUCUGCAUCUCCAAAUUUAUCAGUUUCGGAGCCAGAAAACCAGUCUCCAACAUCAGUAUUAUCUGUGAUUGGCUCAGAUACACUGGGUUCCGCUGAUUCAAAUACACCCAGUCGUAGUUUAUCACCCGUUUCGUCUGCUGCUGAUGUCCACGGUGUGGACUUAAAUCAUUCUGAACCCCCCAACCCAUCACUGGAGGAAAGUGGAUCUACAUCACCAGCUGUAGCAGAAAAUGGUUCACUUCCUAACAUGCAAUUAUCAAUGAAGCUUGAGUUAUUUCCCACGGAUAAUGUUGAUGCUAGUGGAGUUUCAGCUGAGGAGGUAUCCGCACGAAGCCUUAAACUCUUUGGAAGAACUGUAUUGGUCACGGAUUCCCACAGACCAUCUUCUCCGACCAUGGGAACUUCUAAAUCACUGCCUUCUGAUGUGAAAGAGGAGAAACCUGUGCAGACAUCAACACCAUGUAACUUUACAGCUACAGAAUCUGCAUCUGGGAGUGUGGAACAUGUUUGGGAUAAUUUUCCCUAUGGAGUACAUCCAGGCAUGUAUUUUAUGCAAUUUCAGAAUCAGAACUCAAAUCUGGUAGAAUCUGGUUCUGCUUAUCCUGUACCUUGGUGGAGUUUAUGUCCAAAAUUGCCAUUUCCUUUUAUUCCAUUCCAUGAGCCACAAGCAGUAAAAGAACAUUUUGAUGGUAAUCUUGGAGAUCCUAAGGAAGUUGAGAAGGAAGGGUCUUGGACUGGUUCAGAUGCUGGAUCAGUCAACGAUGAGGAAAACGGUGACAAAUGUCUAGGUAUUGAGACUGAGGGUAAAGAACAAGAGCCAAAUUCGGUUCUCCAAUUUAAGGCAAGUGCAAACUCGGCCUUCUCUGAAUUAAGAGCAAGCCCUAGCCCUGGAAAGUGUAGAAAAGGAUUUGUACCGUAUAAAAGAUGUUUGGCCGAGAGAGACACCUCUACAUUAGCAAGUGAAGACAGGGAUGGGAAAAGAGUCCGCCUUUCCUUGUAG
Messenger RNA from Prunus armeniaca (apricot), 1491 nucleotides. NCBI's taxonomy places the organism in Eukaryota, Viridiplantae, Streptophyta, Magnoliopsida, Rosales, Rosaceae. The record is from the annotation of a GenBank genome assembly.